Messenger RNA from Lycium barbarum (goji berry), 3109 nucleotides. Its product is annotated as G-type lectin S-receptor-like serine/threonine-protein kinase At4g27290. Lineage: Eukaryota; Viridiplantae; Streptophyta; Magnoliopsida; Solanales; Solanaceae. The coding region runs from base 458 to 2947 and encodes 829 amino acids. Gene Ontology annotation, biological process: protein phosphorylation; recognition of pollen. The record is from RefSeq and is a predicted model, not a curated record. Gene Ontology annotation, molecular function: protein serine/threonine kinase activity; ATP binding. The transcript has 7 exons.
AGCAAAGAGAAAAAAGACAACAAACUAGAUUGAAACUGACUAUUAUUAGACCAUCAGAACCACAUAGAGAAAGAUUGGUUGUUGAACUCUCGUCAAUUUCUUAUUUAGCCCUCCGUUCAAUUCUGACCAAGCACAUCACAUGGUUGACCUCUUUACUCAAAAAUCAGGACCCAAGUGCCCUGCUUUUGAGGCAUCUGUAAUAAUCACCAGCUCUCAAUAACUACACUAGAUUUGGCCAACUGUAAUAUAAGGUGUGGCCAAGUGUGUCAAAAACCAAAAUUGUCCAAAAUCUCGCAAAUCCCAGUUUGUCUUCCAAGUAAAUCAGUCCCAAAAAUGGAGUCCUGGUCGUCCAACGGUCCAAAAACGACAAGUAACAUGAUAUAUUGACUUGUCAUCACCCCACCCUUUUAAAUAUUUUUUCCUAUUUUUGUACCAGGAUAUGAAAGAGGUUUAGGCCAUGGAAAAAUUUCUACCACUUUUCCUUCUCUGCUUCUUAAUUUUUCUUCAACAUGUUUAUGGUCAAGGAGAUAAAAUAACUACAUCUCAGUUCAUCAAAGAUGGUGAAUUUAUUGUUUCCUCUGAUGGAACAUUCGAGUUGGGAUUCUUUAGUCCUGUAGAAACUUCUACAAGUCGCUAUGUUGGUAUAUGGUACAAAGAAAUCUCUGUUAUUACUCCUGUUUGGGUUGCUAAUAGACUAGCCCCACUUACAAAUAAAACUGGGGUCUUGAAAGUCAUUCAACCAGGUCUAGUUGUUCUUCAUAAUGAUACAAAUGCGACUGUUUGGUCGACAAAUUCAACAAGAUCUGUUAAAAAUCCCGUUGCACAGUUACUAAACACGGGUAACUUUGUGGUGAGAGAUGCAAACGACCCGAAUCCGGAAAAUUUCCUAUGGCAAAGCUUUGAUUAUCCUAGUGAUACUUUAAUUGCAGGUAUGAAACUUGGAAGGGAUUUAGUGACUGGAUUAGAAAGGUAUCUUACUUCUUGGAAAAGUAAUGAUGAUCCUGCUCCAGGGGAAUAUACUUACCAUUGUGAUCCUACUGGUUAUCCACAAGACCUUAUGAGAAAAGGGCCUAAUGUGAUUUAUCGGGCCGGGCCAUGGAAUGGUCUAAGGUGGAGUGGUGCACCUAAUAUGGUUAACAAUUCAAUCACCUCUUUUGGGUUGGUAAUGAAUGAUAGGGAAAUUUAUUAUAAGUAUGAGCUUGUGAACAAAUCUGUUGUUUCAUCUUUAGUAGUAAAGUCUAACGGGAACACUAUGCGUAUGAUUUGGAUUGCGAAGACUCAGGGUUGGGUUAAUUACCACUCUGCUGAUGCAGACGAUUGUGACACGUACAAAUUAUGUGGUGCGUAUGGGACUUGUAACGUUUUGAGUGAUCCUUUGUGUCGAUGUUUGGAUAAAUUCGAGCCAAAACAUCCGGAUGAUUGGAAUAGGGCUGACUGGACGAGAGGUUGUGUUAGAAAACGGGCACUGAAUUGUACAGGAGAUGGAUUUAUUAAGUAUACUGGUGUUAAAUUGCCCGAUACACGAUUUUCUUGGUUCAACGAGACCAUGAACUUAGAUGAAUGCAGGGCGGUUUGUUUAAGAAAUUGUUCGUGUAUGGGUUAUACUAAUCUGGAUAUACGCAAUGGAGGAAGCGGGUGCUUGUUAUGGAUUGGGGAGCUAGUUGACAUCAGACAACUAUCUCAAUCAGGAAAUGAUAUCUACAUUAGGAUGUCUGCUUCAGACAGAGAUUCUGCUGGAUCAAAUUCAAAGGGAAAGAAAACUAUCAUACUUGCAAUAGCUUUGCCACUAUUGUUUGCAUUGAUUCUGCUAGGUUUAGGUCUCUGCCUGAUUCUUUAUAAACGGAAAAGGAGAGGCAAUCCAGUGCCCACUACAAUGGGGAGAUUAGGUGGUCGCAACAACAACAAUGAUAACAGUAAUCAAAGUCACCAUGAAGAUUUUGAGCUACCACUUCUUAACUUGUUUACAUUAACCAAUGCUACCGACAACUUUUCAUCCGCGAGCAAGAUUGGAGAGGGUGGCUUUGGACAAGUUUACAAGGGUGUGUUAGAAGGGGGACAAGAAGUAGCAGUGAAGCGGCUUUCAGAAACAUCAAAGCAAGGACUUCACGAGUUCAAGAAUGAAGUUAACUGCAUUGCUAAACUUCAGCAUCGAAAUCUCGUAAAGCUUUUGGGGUGCUGCAUUGAAGGAGAAGAGAUGAUGCUGGUGUACGAAUACUUGCAAAACAAAAGCCUGGAUUUAUAUAUAUUUGAAGAGGAAAGGAGCACAUUACUUGAUUGGCCUAGGCGGUUCAACAUUAUUAAUGGAAUUGCUCGAGGACUGAUGUAUCUUCAUCAAGAUUCUAGGCUCAGAAUCAUCCACAGAGACUUGAAAGCUAGCAAUGUCUUACUUGAUAUAGAAAUGAACCCAAAGAUAUCAGAUUUUGGGAUGGCUAGAAGUUUCGGAGGAGAUGAGACAGGAGCCAAUACUCGCCGUGUUGUUGGAACAUAUGGUUACAUGUCCCCAGAAUAUGCAGUCGAUGGGAUAUUCUCAACGAAAUCAGAUGUCUUUAGCUAUGGGGUAUUAGUACUAGAGAUUGUGAGUGGAAAGAAGAAUAGACGAUUUGUUCAUCCAGACCACCACCUCAACCUUCUUGGACAUGCAUGGAUACUACAUAAAGAUGGAAGACCAUUGGAACUAGUUGAUCCAAGUCUGGUAGACUCAUGUUAUAUAUCAGAAGUAGUAAGAUCAAUUCAUGUGGGAUUGUUAUGUGUUCAACAAAAUCCAGAGGACAGGCCAAGUAUGUCUACUGUGACUAAUAUGCUGACCAAUGAUGGGGUUUUGCCACCACCUAAACAUCCUGGAUUCUUCACUCAAAGGAAAAUUGGAGAUGUUGAUAAAUUUACUUGGAGUACACAAACACCAAGUUCUAUAAACGAAGUUACCAUCACAUUGUUGGAUGCUCGAUAGGAAGAUUGUCCAUUGUGUGGUUUCCAUUUUUCAUCAUUUCUCACAGUUGUAUUAAAAUCCUCUUCUUUUUUUCCUUUAGUUAAUUAGAAAAUUUUGUAUUCUUUUGUAUUAUAUAUGUGUCUAUAUUUUAAGUUUGGACUUGACUUCAAUUUCCUAUUCCAA